UGUUUUGGUGAUUCAAUUGGAUCUGUGGAGCGAUGUCGGUGGAUGAGGUGGUUCUGUUGGAUGCAUGGGGCAGCAUGUUUGGGAUGAGGGCUAGGAUUGCAUUGGAAGAAAAGGGUGUUAAGUAUGAACACAAGGAAGAGAAUCUCAGCAACAAGAGCCCUUUGCUUCUGCAGAUGAACCCUAUUUACAAGCAAAUUCCAGUUCUCAUUCAUAAUGGCAAACCCAUUUCUGAAUCUGCCAUUAUUGUGCAGUACAUUGAUGAGGUUUGGAAUCACAACACUCCAAUCUUACCCUCUCAUCCUUAUGAAAGAGCUCAAGCCAGAUUCUGGGUAGAUUACAUUGACAAAAAGGUGUAUCCUACUUGGAACAAAAUGUGGCGUUCUGAAGGAGAAGAUCAUGAGGCAGCAAAAAAGGAGUUGAUCUCUAUCUUUAAGCAACUAGAAGAGACAUUGGGUGAUAAAAUCUUUUACGGGGGUGACACGUUUGGGUUUGUUGAUGUUGGUCUCAUCACUUUCUAUUGUUGGUUUUAUACUUUUGAGACAUAUGGCAAUUUCAAAAUGGAAGCAGAGUGCCCUAAACUCAUUGCUUGGGCCAAGAGAUGCAUGCAGAGAGAAACUGUGUCCAAAAUUAUUCCUGAUGAGAAGGAAGUGUAUAAUGCAGUUGUGGAAAUGAAGAAGGAACUUGAAUCGAAAUAGAGGGAUUUCAUGGAUCAGUUCAAUAGAUAUAUGGUAUUAAUAAUAUGGUCUUGUGUACUUUUAUUUUGUAUUUUGUGUUUUAUGAUUUGACAUGUCUUCUCUAUGCAAUAUUAAGUAAGGAUGAAUGUUUUAAUGUUUAUUUUAUGUGAAUUCAUAAUCAAUACAAACUCACGUUUA
Cajanus cajan (pigeon pea) is the source of this 872-nucleotide messenger RNA. Its product is annotated as glutathione S-transferase 3. Gene Ontology annotation, molecular function: glutathione transferase activity. Lineage: Eukaryota; Viridiplantae; Streptophyta; Magnoliopsida; Fabales; Fabaceae. The record is from RefSeq and is a predicted model, not a curated record. Gene Ontology annotation, cellular component: cytoplasm. Gene Ontology annotation, biological process: glutathione metabolic process.